UUAUUACAUAGCAGCCUACUAUUUCUUAGUACGGCAGCUUCACCUGACGAAACAACCGCACAUAGUACAAGUUUACCGGAAAAUGUAAUACCAACGCAUUAUAAAAUCUAUUUGAAACUACAUGAAAGCGAGACGAAUACUUCUCUCAGCACCUGCGAAGUCCACCUGACGAUCUUAUCUCUAGUGCGAGAAAUUGCUUUCCACGCAAAGAACCUGCUUAUACAGAGAAUAUAUUUAAAAAACAAGGAGUGGGAAACAAUUUCGUCGGUAUCAGAGUGGCCCAUGCCUGCCACUGACAUAUAUCGCGUAUCUUUUGGGCGGGAUUUACUUGGUAAUUAUACCCUGCAUGUGGUAUUUGACUAUCCAAAAAAUAGUAGCGCCUUUUUCAAAACAACAUACAUAACCGGAGAGAAGGAUAAACAGUGGAUAACCGCGAUAGAUGUGUGGCCAAUGAAAGCUCGAGAAUUGUUUCCUUGUUGGGACGAACCGACAUUUGUGGCCACUUUCGAUUUUGCUAUAGACCAUCAUAUAAAUUAUACCCUUUAUGCAAAUACGGCGAGGGACAGUCACGAUGAUCCAACUAAGGACAUUAAAAGGAUAUCUUUACGAAGAACUCCUCCAAUCCCUACGUAUCAAAUCUCAAUAAUACUGCUUCCGAGGACUAAAUUCUCGUCUGGUCCGGUUGAUAAUAUUUACUUUGCAUACAGAAACGACUUGACAGACAGGUACCACGUAGCCUAUGCACAAGGUGUUUUAUUAAAGUUCUACGAAUAUUUUGAAACUCGAGAUUUGAGCUGUGAGAAGGACCCAUAUCAUGUCAUAAUCCCUCAUUUCCCACGUAAUUACGCUACAAAUUUAGGGAUCAUUGUGCACAGUGAACAAUCUUUUAUAUUCAGUAAAGUUGAUCCAGAACAGUUCAUACGUAGACCAACAUAUGCCCGUUACUUAGGACAUACAGUAGCAUAUCAAUGCUUUAUUAACCAUAUCGGUGAAAAUCCGUGGUCUUACCAAUGGUUGAAUCAUGCUUUUUCAACGUUGCUCGUAUUGGACGCUAUCGAUAAGGUUUCUAAUCACCCAGAAUACUAUAUAAAGGAUUUGUUUGUCGUUGAAGUUGUUCAAGAAUCUCUACGUCUCGAUGAUCAAUCCAUUCUAAGACCUCUAGUAGAGAACAUAAGCAGUCCUUUCGACUCUAAUUCUUUCUAUUAUAGCCGACCCGUCUGCACGAAGUUCCUAAACGACGAGUCAGAGAACAUGGGCUACUUCACAGAAAAUAAUCCUCUCUGCGAGAAUUUAUUGUUCCUCAGAUUUGGUUGCAUAGGUUCUGUGCUACCCAGUGAAAUGUAUUUAUUGAAUUUAUUUAUAUUACUAUUGUCAACAUUUUACAGAAUCAGGCCACACAAUGUGUUUAACACGUCAAAUAUAGAAACAUUCUGGUCCGUUAUACGAAGAGCUCAUGACAUAUUCUCAUACUAUGAUCUAGAUGUCGGACAAAUAAGAUAUCUAAUGGAGCGUUACCUAGUGCAAGAGCGCUAUCCUGUGAUAACUGUUACGCAAAAUGAAACUGUCAUAACAGCAGUAGUAAACGAUACAAAUACACCUAAGAAGGCAUGGCUGAUACCUUACACCUUCACCACGGAAACUACUCCUGAUGCUUUUAACUUAUCGAAGUCAAGUGCGACAAUGAAGAUUCUUACGACGGGUACUAAGCGAACAUAUUCUAGAGAGAAAAUUAAAUCGAUUAUAUUCAAUUUACAACAAACAGGUAAGUACCAAAUUUUCUUUUGGUAUUAUCGCGUCAAUUACAAAGAUGGGCCUCUGAAAAAUAUCGCAUAUCUAACCUUUGAAGAAUAUGGUGGAAUACAUGUUAUUAACCGUGCUCAAAUUAUGGAUGACGCAUUUUACUUUUUGAUGAAAGGCGAAAUCAAAGUGGAUACAUUUACGAGACUCACGAGACGCCUAUUGUUAGAGAGAAAUUAUACAGCAUGGUAUCCUAUGUUCAAAGCUUUUGAAUAUAUGUCCUCUUUCUUUCCCUUUAAAGAGAGUUCUUAUAUCAAGCGAAAAAUGAUAAGAAUACUGGAUCCACUUCAUCAGGAAAUGGCAUAUGAAUACGGAAGUGAUACGCUGAGUAUUAAUAGUAGUUUACAGCAGGAGGCUGCACGAUGGGCAUGUGCCUUCGGUUCUUUUGAAUGCAGAAAUGCUUACUUUAAAUUAAUUUCACAUAUGAUGGAUAAAAGACCUAUUAUGACUUGGUGGAAGGACUGGACAUACUGUAAUGGUUUAAGAUAUGUUCAAAUGUUAGCAGAAUAUACUACUUGGGAAGAAUUAUUUGAUAAAUGUUUAUUAAAGGAAGAACACAUUGAUUAUGUACUUUUAAAGUCUCUGGCUUGCCCUGCAGAUACCGCUGUUAUAAAGAAAUAUUUACAGUUAAUAAUAAACGAAGAUUAUGAUGAAAAAUUAGGAGAAUAUGGCCGACUUUUCGUUUUUCAUACAAUCGUUGAGAAACAUGCGAAAAAUAAUGAGAUACUUAGUUAUAUAUUAGAACAUUUUGUAAAUGUAAAACCCAGAUUAAUGAAAUCAAUUCCAGCAAUAAUACAUCUCUUUAAUCACGUGUACACCAAGGAGGCAUUACAAAAGAUAUAUGACUACGUAGAAGACAAAUGGAUGAAUUUUAUAAUUCCCCUAGGUCCGGACGCUUAUAAAAGAAAAAAAGAACUACGCGAAUCUCAAAUAGACAGCCUGCUACGUCACUUCCAGGUUCUUCAACAAACAUAAUGUAUCAAGCGUAAUACAAUGUUUGUGAAUCGAUGUUAAUUAUAAAUGUAUUAGAUUAAGGUCAUGAUAUAUUAAUAUUGUGUUUAUGCGUAUAUAGUUUCAUUACAAAUAAAUAC
Messenger RNA from Vollenhovia emeryi, 2888 nucleotides. RefSeq names its product aminopeptidase N-like. NCBI's taxonomy places the organism in Eukaryota, Metazoa, Arthropoda, Insecta, Hymenoptera, Formicidae. Gene Ontology annotation, cellular component: cytoplasm. The transcript has 11 exons. The record is from RefSeq and is a predicted model, not a curated record. Gene Ontology annotation, molecular function: peptide binding; metalloaminopeptidase activity; zinc ion binding. Bases 283 to 2772 code for a protein of 829 amino acids. Gene Ontology annotation, biological process: proteolysis; peptide catabolic process.